This is a messenger RNA of Bactrocera latifrons, 1625 nucleotides long. RefSeq names its product actin, indirect flight muscle. NCBI's taxonomy places the organism in Eukaryota, Metazoa, Arthropoda, Insecta, Diptera, Tephritidae. Gene Ontology annotation, biological process: mitotic cytokinesis. Bases 145 to 1275 code for a protein of 376 amino acids. The record is from RefSeq and is a predicted model, not a curated record. The transcript is spliced from 3 exons.
AUCGUCAUUCCAUUUGUUGUUGAGUUAGGGCGCCAACGAGGACCCACACGAGCAGAUUCUAUAAAAAAUCGAGUUCACACAUAACACAAAGUUCGAUUUCCAUUCGAUUGUUGGCCGCAAGAACUCACUUAACUAACUGCCAAAAUGUGUGACGAUGAUGCGGGUGCCUUGGUUAUUGACAACGGGUCUGGUAUGUGCAAGGCUGGCUUCGCCGGUGAUGAUGCGCCCCGUGCCGUAUUCCCUUCGAUUGUUGGCCGGCCACGCCACCAGGGUGUGAUGGUGGGUAUGGGUCAGAAAGAUUCCUAUGUGGGCGAUGAGGCGCAGAGCAAACGAGGUAUACUCACAUUGAAAUAUCCCAUUGAGCAUGGCAUCAUCACAAAUUGGGAUGAUAUGGAGAAAAUCUGGCAUCAUACGUUCUACAAUGAAUUGCGUGUGGCACCUGAAGAGCAUCCAGUAUUAUUGACCGAAGCGCCCCUCAAUCCCAAAGCCAAUCGUGAAAAGAUGACUCAAAUCAUGUUUGAGACAUUCAACUCGCCCGCCAUGUAUGUGGCCAUUCAGGCUGUGCUCUCCCUGUAUGCUUCCGGUCGUACCACCGGUAUUGUUUUGGACUCUGGUGAUGGCGUUUCGCACACAGUACCCAUCUAUGAAGGUUUUGCCUUGCCGCAUGCUAUUCUGCGUCUUGACUUGGCCGGUCGCGAUUUGACCGACUAUUUGAUGAAGAUCCUCACCGAGCGCGGUUACUCAUUCACCACCACUGCCGAGCGUGAAAUCGUGAGGGAUAUUAAGGAGAAAUUGUGCUAUGUUGCUUUGGACUUUGAGCAGGAAAUGGCUACUGCCGCUGCAUCCACCUCUUUGGAGAAGUCGUAUGAAUUGCCUGAUGGUCAAGUGAUCACCAUUGGUAAUGAGCGUUUCCGUUGUCCAGAGGCGCUGUUCCAGCCCUCAUUCUUGGGCAUGGAAUCGUGUGGCAUUCAUGAGACUGUCUACAAUUCGAUCAUGAAGUGCGAUGUCGAUAUCCGUAAGGAUCUGUAUGCCAACUCGGUGUUGUCUGGCGGUACCACCAUGUAUCCAGGUAUUGCUGAUCGUAUGCAAAAGGAAAUCACUGCCCUCGCACCAUCUACCAUCAAGAUUAAGAUCAUUGCACCACCUGAGAGAAAAUACUCCGUCUGGAUUGGUGGUUCCAUCUUGGCUUCUUUGUCCACUUUCCAGCAGAUGUGGAUCUCCAAGCAGGAAUAUGAUGAAUCCGGACCUGGCAUUGUGCACCGCAAAUGCUUCUAAAUCUUUCGAUCAUGAAAGAUUGCUGAAUGCUUUAGCGCAAGAACACUCACACAAAACUAGAAUUAACAGCAAUAACAAAAACAACAUACCCACGUUUAGAYACUUCGACUGCCAGCAAGACAUCGUGCUGAAGGCGAAUGUAAUGACCAAAACUAAAUUCAUGGCGCAAUCAAGAGCUUCAAUUACAACAACACAAAAGGCAUUAGUAACUACAAGAACCAAAAAAACGCUACAGUUACAUAGGGAAAGCAACAACAGUAAAUUUAAGCAAAUCAAUAAGCACACAACGAAUGCUCAAAUUAAUGGCGCCAAAAAUAGUGACAUUAAACAUCAAAACAAGAAGAAGAGCA